Messenger RNA from Rhipicephalus sanguineus (brown dog tick), 9084 nucleotides. RefSeq names its product post-GPI attachment to proteins factor 3 (gene PGAP3). Gene Ontology annotation, cellular component: endoplasmic reticulum membrane. Bases 255 to 1499 code for a protein of 414 amino acids. Gene Ontology annotation, molecular function: hydrolase activity, acting on ester bonds. Gene Ontology annotation, biological process: GPI anchor biosynthetic process. Lineage: Eukaryota; Metazoa; Arthropoda; Arachnida; Ixodida; Ixodidae. The transcript is spliced from 8 exons. The record is from RefSeq and is a predicted model, not a curated record.
GCAGCAUUCCCCGAGUUCGACAGUCCUCGCGCCCUCGUUUUGUCCAUCGGCCGCUGAAUGCAAUAUAACGCUAUUUAACGUGCUCUGGUUGUUCCCUGUGUUACGCGUGAAGAAGAAAUGACAUCACGUGGCACGGCUAGCGUUCUGUCGUGUCGAAGCAACACGGAAGCGUUGGAACGAGAGCUGUCGAAGCAGCUCUUGAUGCGACGUCGUGAAGCAGCGCCGCGCGCAAUCCGCUGCCGCCGUCAGUUCAGAUGCUGAUAAGAUGGGCAGGACUACGACGCCCAAGCGGUUUCUUGUUUUGUAAAGUGAUGGUGGGACCCUCGCACGCAAGCGGCAUCACUCGCACUGCGGUAGCCGCAUCCUUGGCUGCGCUGUUGCUGUGCUUGUUCGAUGUUGCUUCCGCAUCACCCGGGGAUCAGAGUGCCGAGUACAAGUCGUGUCUACGGCGAUGCCGCGGCAUCAACUGUACGCAGGAGAAGCAAACCACCUUUCGCUCGGGUCAAGCGUGGUAUCUGGCUCUUCUGCUUUGGGACUGUGCUGAUGAGUGCCGUCACGAAUGCAUGUGGCAUGCUGUGGACGUGCUCCAGGCUAACGGCAAGCCCGUGCCCCAGUUUCACGGAAAAUGGCCAUUUUGGAGGUUCUAUGGCAUCCAGGAGCCGGCAUCGGUUAUCUUUUCAAUACUGAAUGGCGUCUGCCACUUAUGGAUGUGGCGCAAGUUCAGGAGACUAGUUCCACCUUCCGCUCCAUUUUAUGCCAUCUGGAAAGGGCAGGCAGUGUUAUCGAUUAAUGCCUGGUUCUGGUCUGCGGUCUUUCAUGCUAGAGACACUCCACUUACUGAGAAGCUUGAUUACUACUGUGCCUUUUCUGUGGUGCUCUACUCACUCUACAGUUUAUGUAUGAGAGUUCUUGGAACUAAAAGCACAUGGCUGUCCAUCUCGGUGACCAUGCCUUUUGCGGCCUUCUUUGUCUACCAUAUCCAGUACUUGAACUUUGUGCAUUUUGACUAUGGGUACAACAUGAAAGCCAAUGUGAUUACAGGUCUGCUCAACUCAAUUGGUUGGCUAGGUUGGUGCUGGCAUUAUCGGCAGCGUGGAUACGUGUGGAAGGGCAUCAUAGUAGUGUUCAUGCUGGAUGCUCUGCUCUUGCUGGAGCUAGGUGACUUCCCUCCAUGGCGCUUCCUGGUUGAUGCCCAUGCCCUUUGGCAUCUGGGCACUGCUCCACUGCCUCUUUUGUGGUACAGGUUUUUGAUUGAUGACAGCCUAUAUGAACUACACAAGAAGAAAAAUGCUGGAAAGGUUGCAAAUGGGCUGCAUGACUGGUUCUUUCUGGGCAAUGAGAGCACAAGGACACCAAAAGAUGUUCAAGAUUAUGGUGAAGAGUUUGCUGCAGGCCAGUGCACAUCUUGCCUGAGCCAUGACGAGUUUCUUAUCAAGGCCAAGGUUCAAGUUACACAGAAUGGCAAUAGCAUUGGAGGAGACUGCCCAAAGUGUGUGUGACAAGCUCGGUGAAUGGCAGCAUACCACUCUUUUAACAACACUGCCUUGUCCACGUCCUUUUUCUUUGCCUCUGCAGUGGUAGUGCAAAAGGAGCAACUUAAACAGAAGCAAGUUAAUUGUUGCAAAGUUAGGUGCAUGUUGUACUGGGACUGUUGGAGAAAAUUUCUGAUAAUGUUUUUCUUGUCAAUGUCGAAAAAUGGCAGCAAGCAAAGUUGUUUGGUUGUGCACCAGACAAAUUGUGUUAACUACAUGGUGCUACAGCAGUGAAGCUCAAAAUAUGGUAUACUAGUAACACACUGCAUGAAAUCUUAUGCUGACAGAUUAAUAAGAGAAGGCAUGUGUAAUUUUUUUCUAGCAAAACAGCAGACAUGCUGUAUUAAAAUGUACAUUUUAAUCUCUCCACAGUGUUUAUACAUACAAAGUACUCUACUCAUGAAUUGAAGUGCAAACAGCAGUGAAUGUUUUUUGUCUGUAAUUGCAUGGAAGUGCAUCAUGGAAUUACUUUAUGGUUGGUUAUAAGCACAGAGUGCUUCAAGUUUUAGAGUCUGAAUUAAGCCACUGUUACAAAUGCAGUUCAAGCGGGAGACCAAUUGGAGAAUUGCAUGGGAGUGUUUUCAUAAUAGUUUGCAUGUGAAUUUAUGAGCACUGUACAGAUUUAGCAAUAUCGUUGUGUGCUUCCUGGUAUAACUUGUAGCAAUUAACUUUCUAAUUGCAUACAAGUAACAAGACUCCAGACAUUUUAAGAAUAAACUAUAGAAAGUAGGGCUGGAUACUUCCAAGUAAUUUUUUGCAGCUUUGGUGGAAAUGACUGCUUACAAAUGUAUUGGUUUUUAAAGAUUGCGAGGAAAAGUAUUUGUAGCCUUUUUAUACUUUAAGUAAUUUGCCCAUAUGGUCUUGCUUCUCAGCUUGAACAUUCCUGGUUUGUAUACAGUUAUUUUUCAGUUUUAAGCUUGGAAUUGCUGCUACUGUCUAGCAAAAAAGUUUUGUGCUAGGAGACACAGACAAGAAACAAAAAGAAAGGAGUACAGGACACAUGAAGUAAUUUGCAUGCCCUUGCAUGCUGUUUCUUUGUCCAGGUUGUCUAGCAAAAAGCUUUUUUUUGCAAUGGAUAACUAACUUGCUCCAGUUGCCACUUUGACUACUGCUGUUUAAUGCUAACUAUAUAAUUCUUGCCAGGUUCUGAGGCAAUGCAUUGAUUAGAUCAUUGCAGAAAAGCAGAACCUUCACUUUGUUUCUUAUAUUAUUGAUACAAUGGUAGACGGGAAAUAUCUGCUUUGCUGAAUGCUAUAGAUGCCAUGUGUGAAACCGAGACAAUCUAGUAAUUUUCACGCCUGAAGAAUGAGUCUUACGGAAAAUAAGUUGCAGACACUUCCAUGAAAGCAUAGUAAUACAAUGUACAGUUAAACUGUAAACAAGAACUAAAUAUGUAGCAGUGCCAACACUUUUUUAUACCAAUUUAUGCAAGAAGCACCCGGAGCUUAGCUGUUAUGACUAACUAAAAUUUUAAGCUAUAGCAAUUUAUUUGGAGAUAUAUGUAAUUAAGAGGUGACCACAGUUUUAUAAAAAGAACAAACAGCACAACGAGGUGACCACAGUUAUAAAAAAAGAACAAACAGCGUAAUGUAUUCAAUCAUAGCAGUUUGUAAUUUGGUUGCAGUACAAAGUACUUUCCAACAUUUAAGCAAUAGCAGAUUCAGUCUGCAUACAAAUGUACUUCACACACACUAAUUACUAACUGAAUCUACUCGUUCCAUGAUAACCAAAGAGGUUUGUGUCUUUAUGUAGGUUGGCCAGACAUCCUAUUAUCCAAACAUCAUGCAACAUCUGUAUGCCUAUAGUCUUGUUAAACAAGCUUUAUUUUUUAAUUUAUUUGAUGUAUUGUAUAGAUCCUUAACUCUGUCAAAUUGAGUGAGUAAUAUAAAUCUGAGUCGAGCAUCCCAACAUGUGAAACCUGCCUCAAGGUUCGCACAUUAAGUAUCAAUUUGUAAUUAAAUGUUAAUGCAGUUACAAGUAAUAGCUGUAUUUGGAAAUAACAGUGCUGUAAUCAUUGGCUACAAGUCAUUCUUUCUGAUAGUAAUGUUCUAUGCUUGAAAGCAAGCAAGCUGUACUUCAGUUAUGGCUUCACAUGCUGCAAAACUAUCUAGCAUAAUAUGAUGUUACCACGGACAUAACAUGACUACCACAUUAGAUAGUAUCUCUGCACUAGUGCGCUCAGUUUAGUGAACUGGGGGUUUGUCAUUUGUCAAGUGUUAUUGCAGUUUCAGUGAUUAUUGUUGCUUCCACUAACUUCUCUUGCCUUCCAGAAGCAUUUGGAACCAUCAACAUAUUUUUUUAAAUAUACUUCGAUUUAUCUGAUAGAAUAUGCUUUAACAAUUAUCCAAUUUUUCAAAUUAACUGUAAUAGUAGCAGGAGCAGCUCAUUGUUCUGACUUAACUAAAAUUAUCUGUAUGUCUGCCACUUAUCUGUCACAUGACUAGGUAAGAUACUCAGAAACUGUAUCCUUGAUACCAGAGCUAAACACCCCUGAAGAGUGUAUCUUGGGGCUAGUGUAGGAUACAAGCUCAAAAUUAAAAGAUGAUAGCAUUGCCAAUAAUUUAGUUUUCUUUAUAUACUUAGAUACAUUCAUAUUCAAUCACUAAGCAAGGGUACUGCAAAGCAGAGAUUUGUUUCUGAGGAACUUUCGAAACCGUUAUUAGUGGAAUAUCAAGGGGCUAAUUGGUUUAAUCUAAUGGCCAAUUACUAAAUGCACACGUGUGCUUUAUCUUUCUGUGCAACUCAUUAUGUGUGGUGUCCUAUUUCCUAUCUUUUGCAUUUAGUUAAAGGGGAGAUUAGACAUUAAGUGCUUGAUUAAAGUACCCCAGCGGAAUGAGAUUGACUCUUUUGGUCACACUGCUUUUGUGCCAGUUAAAGGACAUCAGUGCUGCUUUUGCUAAGCAGUUAACCUUUCGUUGCGGUCUUAUGUGGUAGAAUGGGGGCAGCAAGACUUGAAACAAAAUAAAAUUACACUUUUAUUGGACCUUCAUGUAUGCUAGGCUUAUGAAAUUCUUCCACACAUUUUCUUCUGUGUGGAUUAUGUCCAAGACAGACAUUUGAAACAUUUUAAUUUUGUGAAUGUGACUGCCAGAAAGGCCAUUUCAACGGCUUUGUAAGAACAAUGAACAGAAUAGCUUUUGUCGCAGUUGAAGAACACCUUAACCAUGAGAGGUGUCACUUGUUACCAGACUGAGUGACAGAAAAAACUCUGUGCCGACGAGUGCAUUGCACUUGCUGCAUGGAAAAGAGCAUUGCAAACGCAAAAAGAUGUAGUGAAAUGAAAAGUGGCAUCGCGACACAGAAACGUCUGCAAGAUGAGCACUGUGUCUUGUCUUUUUAUCAUGUAUACUGAAAAAAAUCAACCGAACAACCAAAACACACACUUAUAUUGAUGCGCUGAACAUUUUCUCAUUGUUUCUAGUUGUUUAGUCUUACACAUAAUGUGUACUCUUAGUUUCUUGUUCUCAUGGUCACCAUUUUUUGCCAAGACAGGAUAUUUGUGAAUUAAUGGAAAGAGCUCUUUAAAUGCUGCAUCUGCUUAUUAGCAGAAAAGUCAACUAUUUUUGGCUUAGUAGGCAAAAUAUGCUCCCUGGCUCAUUGUCUGAAAUACUGUCCAUCUCUGACAUGUGGUGACAGCACCUUGUUCCUUCAUUUUUAAAUUUGCAGUUUGUAUUAAAGAUGUCACCUUUAAAAAGCAGGUAAAAUCUUAUGUAAAUAUAAGUUAGCAGGCUGUUUAAAACAAGAAUACAAGUCACUUAAUGCACCAUAAUGAAUUAUUAUUUAACAAUAUUUGAAAAGAAGUUAGUAAGGAUUGGUAUCCCAUUAUCAUGUUCACAUAUUACACUAAGAAAUUUAAAAGUUGGAUUCAAUUUUUUAGCCCACUUGUCGUCAUUCACUGGCUGAAUGUUUGUCAGUCACUUACAGAAACUCUUGUCAAAGUGUUCAUGAAACUGUCAUGCCGUUCUGGCCUAACUUUUUAUCAUUCCAAAUACGCCUCCUGUGAAGCUUAAUUUUUUAUUUUUUCAAGUCGCCAAAUUGUGUCUUUUUGUUGUUUUGAGUUUUUAAAAAGUUGUAGUAUUUAUACAUAAAUCAGUUGAGAGGCAAAUAAUCUUUUAAAGGGGCCCUGCAGCACCUUUACAAGUAGCCUUGGAACGGCUUCACUAAAGGAGCUUAUUGAAUCGACCGCCGCAAAAAUUUUUGGGAUCCGUCCGGUACGAGCAAAAUUACAAAGAUUAGUCGCACGCUGUUAUUGCUUUCUCUCUUCUCUCGGCCUGACGAAAGCGCUGGAAGCUAAGCAGGGAGGGGUGGCACAGGGGAAGAAGGUACGUCACAUGCGCCUCGUGACCUUGAGCAUUUUUCUUUCUUUUUUUUUUUUUUCUUCGUACACACAGCGUCCUUUCAGUGCGAUUACGCGCAGGCAAGUGGCGGCCUCCCAUGGCAGUCGCAGUAACUACCAAGCGCACCAUGUUUAAAUCAGCCAAUGGUGUGGAACUUGAGUCAAUAGCAUCAUUUGUCGAGAGAAGAGGAAGCGAUUUUUUGCUGACUUUGAGAAUUUAUUGUAAAUCCCAGGCCGCGUGCUGCGCUAUAAUGUUUGUCUCCCGUGUUCUCGGGAGCCUCAAUUACCGAUCAGCAGCAUUUUCUGACCAUGCUGGAGAAGUGUUGCAGGGCCCCUUUAAGGUAACACUUCUUGUAUAUACCCUAUGUGAUAGAUAUAACAAAAAGAAAUACUGGACAAGUUGCAUGGAGCUCAUAAAAAGAUAUGGCAGCUAAUGAAUGUUACCAACAAAACAAAGUUGUAAAGAAUCCCAGGGAACAACACUCAAACCUCAUUAUAAAAAAGUCACAUAUGCCACGAAAAUAACUUCGUUAUAUCCGAAAAUUCGUUAUAAACGUUUACUCACAACACUAUAUUGACAAGACUAUUCCUCAUUUACUUCGUUAUAACCGAUAAUUCGUUAUAUCCGUGUUCGUUAUAUCGAGGUUUGAGUGAAUAUUGAUUAAUAGCGGUGAGUGAAGAGAGGGAUUGCAAAUAAAUAUUAAUAUUUAAGAAAAAAACAAAAGCUUUCAUGUAUUAGGUUGUACCAAAUAUUUUUGCACGUCUAAAACAGAAAAUUUGUGUCAGGGUAAAAGUUGAGACAGAACAGAAGUGCCGAUUUUCUUCUCCAAAUGUGACACCAUUAGCAAAUGCUAGCCUACUGCACUGGGCAGCUUUCAAAAUAAGCAAAACACCUGAUCAUUGUAAAUUGCCUGAUUAUUACACUGACAGCAGUUGAACAAAGGAACAUUGUGCAAGUGUAUCUGCAUUAAAACAUUGAGCUUGCUACCUGGUGUGGUAACUAUGCAACUUGGACCUUUCUUAUUUGGAAAAUAAGAUGAAUAUUUUUACGAUUUCAUGCAUCACAUAAAUAAUGCAGGUAUGCUGAAUUGCAGCAAGAGAACAAAACUUGAUAUAAAUGAUGGUUAACAAGUUAAUAAGCAGCUGAAAUACAAAGCACUUUUCUUUCAUGUUAAUGGUAGAAAUAAGAAGCUGCUGAACCUUCCUGUAGGAGGUAAUGAUUAUUUACUAGAAAUAAAGACAGAGGCAUUUUUGUGGCCAAGUUGGCUUAAAAAAAGAGUGUUUAAUUCCUCCACUUAAUAGCUUUGGAAUGCACUGCCUUUGUGCAAAUGUGACAGGCAAGAAACUGUGUUAUUGGCUGUGAAAUAUUGAAUUCUGUCAUUCAAAUAUGCACAUUUCAAAUUUUGUCUGGUAUCUCUGCACCCCUGCUGAUGAGUUUUUUCUUCAUACAUUUCUGUAUAACGUGAAUUUUUUUUGUUAGGAUAGGUUUCUGUGCGCAAAAACAAAUUCCCUGAUAUCACUGAAAAUGGGAACUGUGUUCCAAGUUGAAAAUUAAUGUAUGCAGAAAUAUGGAAUUUCAGUGUGUCUUGUGUCUCUUGUAUUGGGGGUAGUUAUAGUAGUGUGGCUGCAGUUUCCAAAAAGAUAACUUGUAGGUCACUAAAACAAUGUAUGAAUUAUGUAUGGUGUGAUGUGCAAACUGAACAAAGCUUUUCAACCUACUUGCACAAUAAUUGCUGUGUUAAGAGCAUAUAAUGGUUGUGCUGGAUCACAAGUUUGCCAUCAUGAGCAAAAGUAGUCCAGGACAAGUUUAGAGGCCAGGCCAACCUACUUAAAAUUUAACAACUGUGAUCUGUGGUGUAGUUUCAACAUUACACUAAGUUUCACAUUUGCUGAGCAAUGAUAGAGCUGAUAUGAAAGAAUGGCAUUAGUAAUGCCUCGGCUGUUGUUUGCUGCAUUGGCAUUCUAGCACAUUUAUUGUUGAGGCUUGCAAGAACGAAAAAGGAAGGAGUAGGCGUGAUACAAUGCGAGUCCUAGGAACAGAUGUGCUGCUGUAACAAAUGUUUUUGGGCUCAUAAAUGGGAGAAUCGUUUAUUCCUGCAUUCUAUCAAGUUGGGGUUGAUUAUGAUUCUGGACCAACAUUUGUGCAAGCAGCAGGUGUAGCAUAACAUCCUGCUUGUGUAUUUUCCCCCCAGAUUUUGGUAUGCCACAUUUGUUUCCUGUACAUGGAUAUGAAUAUUUUUAAGCAGAUUAACUGUUUUGGUUUUCUAUACAGCUUAAAAAUUUUAAAAUUUUUCCUGUGUUAUGUGUAGGUACAUUUUUCCUUGUCAUGACCCUAAAGUUACCCCUUGCAAUAUGUUUGCAUGCAUAUUGAAUAAUCAGUGCAUUUUUAUGACAGUGUGUUUCACUGAAGAUCGCACUUGCUUCUCAAAAUAGAAUUUUUGCUAAAUGUUUCUAAGCUCGUCAAAUUUAUAGUGGAAAGGAUAAGCUGUUCACUGUUUUCACAUGUUGAAAGUGUGAGCGAUCAUGCUUUUGUUAAUUGCCUGUGGCCUCUAAUCUUGACUUGGCGUUUAAAUAUCCCUCUGGCAGGGCAUCAAUGUCCUGAUGACUCCCAGAGAAAUACCAUGUGCCUUGACUGCCUCCAGAGAUCGAUGAUCAUUGUUGGCAUUGAUUUACUAUUCUUGUACUCUACAUUCCGAAGUCUUUGUUAGUCACUGUUUUCAGCAUAUGUGCAGACUUAAGAAUGUGUAUGUAUGCGUUUCUUUCUAGGGUUAGCAAAGCUGCUACUUUUUCAGCCUUUUGUUAUAUCCUGUUCCAUUGUAAAGUGACCCAAAAUGAUGUAAUGCACUACUUUAAAUGUGUAUAUACAAGAAAUCAUGAUCACACCCUUGUUACAGAGGCAGGUCAUGUUCCGGAGGUACUUUUCUUGAGAGUGUAAAUUUACGUUGAGCUGUUGUGACUGUGCAUAUUUGUCUAGUCAUCCACUUUCAUAAGUCAUUGUUCAUUCCAUCUUAAACUUCAAUGGAUAGCCAUUCAUGUAGAUUGUAUCGGAUUGCAUACAUGUGCAUAAUGUAUAGGCAUGUGGGUGAUGACAGCUUAUUUUGUAUUUUUCAUGUUUCAAGGUAGCAGUCUGUUAGUGCUUCUUGGUAAGGGUAUUUAGUACAUAUUUAGUCUCUGCUUACCUCAUAUUUUGGACAUUAAUAAAAGCCUUUACACAGA